UUAUCGAUCAGUUGCACUAUCAGCUGUUCAGUUGUCUAUUUACUAUUUUUUGUUUUCCCACAAAAUUUUUUGUUUUGCUUAUUUGGUUGUGGCGAAAUGUUACUCGUGAAAUUGUGUUUUAUGGUAUUAACUACCGAGAACAAAUGGAAAACUUCAGUUUAUCAUUUUCACGUAUAACUCAAUAUAAAUACAAGGACAUCUUAGCACGAAAUAAUUUAAUGCAUUAUCAUCAGUCUGCGCAGGCGUUUAACAAAUUAAUUUAAUUAAUUGAGCACAAAAAUACGCUUGGAAUUUUGUAGUUUUUAUAGAUUAUUAGUUAAGUUAUGGCGCCAUUGAAUAACAUUUCUAGCCUUUUGGAUUGGAUAAAGUUCACUCAUAAUCGUUGCAUACUGAAAAGCACUUUACCACAAUGCCUGGCAACGGAGACGGAUGGUACCUACGGUGAUGAAGCUGAUAGUGAAGCAUGUGCGUGGAAGAACAAAACAGUGUCCUGGUUAGAUAUAUUUAUGACAGGGAUUUACAUAUUAAUACGCGUCAUCUCAGUGAUAUUCAAUAUCAAAUUGGCUGUAGACUAUUAUCACCAAGGCGAACGGCAUUAUUGCAUUUGGACAGUGGUGUGCAUGGUAGUGCCGAUGUGCGUUACUGCGCUGAUUUACGCUAAAAUGUGUUAUCAAGAUAAAAAAUUCGAUGGUGGUAUCAAGGAGGCAACGAAAACGACUAUAUUGGUUUUAGUUUCUUCAGUUUUUCUCAGAUACUGGAACACGCUUAUAUAUUCCGUUAAAUGCAAACGUGCAGAAUUACAAGGAAAUCGAGACGAACAAUUGGAAUAUUACAAUUCUACAACGAAAGAGGAAAGUGAUAUUGCUUUGAUACGUUUAUUUGAAUGCUUUAUGGAAACGGCACCACAAAAGAUACUGCUACUGUCGAUAAUACUAAUGCAAGAAAAUCAAAUUUCAGCCACACAAAUACUUAUGGUGUUGCUCUAUCUUUUGAGCGUACCGGGAACUUUAUUCAGUUAUAAUCGUUGCAUACGUGCCGCGCAACCCAAUAAAAAUAAGUUAAGCUAUUGGUAUAUGGCACCGCAUCUCUGCUGGCACUUUUGUAUUUCAAUUUCGCGCAUAUUUUGCAUUGCUUUCGUUGCUGCGCUAUUUCCGCUCUGGUUAAUAGUAUCAUGUAUACUGCACGCCGUCACAUUGGGAUUCGUUACAUACAUAGUGGAACGUCCGGAAUUCUCCAGCGCUAUUGCCUUUCAUAAUUUUCUUUUUUGCAUCGCAUUAGGUUUCGUUUACAUAUUCAUUUACAUUCCAGUCAAGGAGGCACCAACGAGAUACAAAUAUGCAAUGUACUAUCUAAUUUGUUCAAUAGAGAACAUAAUAUGUGUAGUCUUAUUCAUAUAUAAUCCACCAAACCAUCUUCGAGAAUCGCCUAGACUUUUCUACGCCAUUUGUAUCUUAGCUGUUGCUCUUUAUUAUGUUGGCAUUAUUUGUAUGCUCAUUUACUACAAAAAUUAUCAUCCAAAUGUGAAAGCAAGCAGAAACAAAAAGACUAUUGGUUGAGUAUUUAGUUUAUACAUUAGCAUUUUCAAAUAGUUUUAAAUAUUACAAUACAUUCUCAAAUAUAUAGUAUAUAUGUAUAGUAAGUUGUUGAACUGAUUUACUAUGAGCUUAUACAGGUUAAUGAGAUUUUACACUUUAACACCUCUAGUUUUAAUAACAUAACGAAUUUCAAAUUAAAAUAUGCUUUUUUAAUAAAAAUAAAUAUUUUUGUACAUAUGUCAAAUUUUAUUACAAUAUUCACAGUACUUGGUUGUGAAAAUACGGUUUAUAGUAAUUGCAAACGUUCUAAACU
This is a messenger RNA of Zeugodacus cucurbitae (melon fly), 1848 nucleotides long. Its product is annotated as XK-related protein 6. Bases 324 to 1556 code for a protein of 410 amino acids. Gene Ontology annotation, biological process: phosphatidylserine exposure on apoptotic cell surface; apoptotic process involved in development; engulfment of apoptotic cell. The record is from RefSeq and is a predicted model, not a curated record. The transcript is spliced from 6 exons. NCBI's taxonomy places the organism in Eukaryota, Metazoa, Arthropoda, Insecta, Diptera, Tephritidae. Gene Ontology annotation, cellular component: plasma membrane.